UGAGGAAGGGAGGGGGGAGAGAAGGGAGAGAGCUACGUCAUGGAGGGGAGGAGACAACAGAGGAAGAGAGAGAAAGGACAUUAGCAACGACAGAAAGACAUGCAGAGAGAUGGAUAGAGAUACAUAGAGAUAUACAUAGACAUAGCUAUCUCUAGAGAUGUAUAGAUCUACAGACAUGCUAUCUAUAUAGCAUGUCAGCAGCUAGAUAUAUAGCGAGCUAGAUAGAGAUAUAUUUACUGCUAGAUAGAAAGAUAGAGAAAGAGAGAGAAAGAGAGAGAGAAAGAGAGAGAGAGAGAGACAGACAGACAGACAGACAGACAGACAGACAGACAGACAGACAGACAGACAGACAGACAGACAGACAGACAGACAGACAGACAGACAGACAGACAGACAGACAGACAGACAGAUAGAUAGAUAGAUAGAAAGAUAGAUAGAUAGAUAGAUAGAUAGAUAGAUAGAUAGAUAGAUAGAUAGAUAGAUAGAUAGAUAGAUAGAUAGAUAGAUAGAUAGAUAGAUAGAUAGAUAGAGAUAGAAAGGUAGACAGACAGACGGACAGAUAGAUAGAUAGAUGUGAGCGUUUGUGUGAGGGAAGACAGAUGAUUGGACGAAGUACACCAGGUGGCGAUGCACUGGUUGGGAAGGACUACAUGUUGGCCAUCAUUAUGGUCAACUGUAAUGAAAAUAUCUGGUCAGACCAGAGCAGGUCAGAUCCCGAUCUGCCCUCAGACUGGAGGAUGAUCACAGACUCCUCUGGUACUUACUACUGGCAUGUUGCUUCUGGCGCCACCCAGUGGCAUCACCCCUGCGAAGCCAGCAGGAAAGCAAACGGCACAAACCAGUUGAUCCCUCCCACCGAACAAGACAUAGAGGAAAGGUCUGUGGACGACUCUGCCGCAUCAGACACCAAGGUGUUCUCUGUGCGGUCCAUGGGUUGGGUGGAGGUGCCGGAGGAGGGCUUGUUUCCUGGGCGGAGCAGCCUGACUGUUAACAACAUCAUCCAGCAGCUGUCUCACCACAGGAGCUCAGAGCAGACACACUGCCAAGGGCCCUGGGGAGAGGGCCAGGACAUGCUCUUGGUUUUGAAGAAAGAUACGUUAAGUCUGAUGGAUCCUUUAGACCACACCCUCCUCCACUCCCAGCCAAUCAGUAACAUCCGUGUGUGGGGUGUCGGCUGCAGCAAUGGAAGGGACUUUGCGUUCGUCACCGGGGAGAAGGACAGCUGCGUGCUCAAGGGUCACGUGUUCCGCUGCAACGCCCCGGCCAGAGCCAUCGCCACCGUGCUGCAGGACAUGUGCGGCAAGAUUUUGUCUGAUAAAUUGGUCAAACCACCCGACUCUCUGACACUAGAGGACAUCUCCUCUCCAGACCUGCCCUGGCAAGUGGAUCUGCUGGACGCAGUAAGACAGCACGCUCCACACUUUGAUGUGCAGUACAUCGGGAACCUUCCAGUGUCCCGGGCUAUGGGUAUGGAGGUACUGAACAGCGCCAUCGAGAGCAUAAUGAACACAACGGAGAGAGAGGACUGGGAGCCCGUCACCCUCCACGUCUCUGACUCCCUGCUGUCCCUCAGGCGGGUGCAGGAAGCGGAGUCCUUAUGGGAGUGUCAGGUGAGUCACCUGACCUUCCUUGGCGUCGGCCACGACAGCCACACCUUCGCGGUGAUCGCCGACGGAGGGGCGCCGGGCUUCCAGUGCCACGUGUUCUGGUGCGAGCCGCACGCCGGACACGUCUCCGAGGCGCUGCAGGCCGCCUGCAUGCUCCAGUACCAGCGGUGUCUCGUGGCGCAGACCCCUCCGGUGAGGUCCAAGCACCAGCACGCUGGGACCGGUCGGGUCCAGAGAGCCAACUCCAUGGACAGCUCCGCCUUCCUCCCGUCGCCCUCCUACUACCAUGGCGGCAAUGGGGGCAAGGGCGGCAGCAGCAACUGCAGCAACACCAGCGCAAAGAAGGGAAUGCUAGCUUUCUUUGAGACAUUUCGCAAUAAGCAGGCAACUACCCACUGGUGAUUUGACUUGUUGGGGUUAGUGGCAACACAAAACCAAUCUAUUGUAUCAGAUGAACUGCAGCUAUUAUUAUUACAAUCAAUUAAAAUAAAACUGACCGCAACAAAUCCUAAUCCAGAAUGUUUCCCCUAAUCCUGAAUGUAAUCCCUAAUCCUGAAUGUUGUCCCUAAUCCCGAAUGUUGUCCCUAAUCCUGAAUGUUGUCCUUGACCUGAAUGUUGUCCCUGACCUGAAUGUUGUCCCUAAUCCUGAAUGUUGUCCCUAAUCCUGAAUGUUGUCCCUGACCUGAAUGUUAUCCCUGGCAUCUAAUUCUGUGCCUGAUCCCUUAUGCUGUCCCUAAUCCCUGAAAAUGUCCCUAAUCCCUUAUCCCUAAAGAUGUCCAUGAUCUCUUAUGCUGUCCCUAAUCCCUAAUGCCGUGCCUAAUCCCUAAUGCUAUCCCUAAUUCCGUAUGUUGCCCCAAAUAAUAAUGUUGUCCAUAAUCCUAAUCCUUUAAACUGUCCCUAAUCCUUAAUUCUGUCCCUUAUCCCUUAUACUGUCCCUAAUCCCUUAAAAUGUCCCUAAUCCCUUGAACUGUCCCUAAUCCCUUUAACUGUCCCUAAUCCCUUAUACUCUCCCUAAUCCCUUAAACUGUCCCUAAUCCCUUAUACUAUCCCUAAUCCCUUAAACUGUCCCGAAUCCCUUUUGAUGUUGCUAAUCCCUAAUGCUGUCCCUAAUCCCUUAAACUGUCCCUAAUCCUUUAGACUGUCCCUAAUCCCUUAUGAUGUCGCUAAUCCCUAAUGCUGUCUCUAAUCCUUUAUGCUGUCCAUAAUCCUAAUUCCUAUUUUCAUCCCCAAUGUUUCCCUAAUCCUAAUGUGUACCUAAUCCUAAUGUCGUCUAUAAUCCUAAUGUUAUCCCUAAAUAAUCCCACUUUAAAAAAAACACACACACACACACACACACACACACACACACACACACACACACACACACACACACACACACACACACACACACACACACACAUUGUAUCAAACUAAAUCAAUGAAUGCACCUUUAGUUAACUCUUCUUGUUAACGCUUAAUGAUGACUGGUUUGUAGUGAGAGAUAAUGCUGUGAUUAUACUAUACUAUUAUACCAUACUAUAUUAAUGACUCAAUAGUAUGCUAUAUUGUUAUACUAUUACACUAUUGAGUCAUUGUAGCAGAUUAUUUUUUGAUUGAUUUCGUUGUAUUUGUAGUUCCUUCUAUUCAGGAUUAUGGUUCAGGUAUCUUGUUCAAAAAACUGGGAGUCAAACAUGCUACCCAUUACACUAUCCUGACCGACAAUCAUCAAUAUAUAUAUAUAUAUAUAUAUAUAUAUAUAUAGUCAGACAGCAGUUGAUUGAGUAUUUCAACAACACAAUAGGAAAGCAGGCACACGCAAUGCAUGCAUGUUAUCUACAUUGUUCUUUUUGAGUAACGUUUAAACCAUGUCCCAAACGUUGUUAUCAUGUAUAUUCUUUGUUCUAAUGUUGACGACAUACAAUAAACCAAGCACAGCUACAUUGAA
Molecule: messenger RNA, 3531 nt
Organism: Gadus macrocephalus (Pacific cod)
Lineage: Eukaryota; Metazoa; Chordata; Actinopteri; Gadiformes; Gadidae
Gene: apbb3
Product: amyloid beta (A4) precursor protein-binding, family B, member 3
Exons: 12
Coding region: 600-2009 (469 amino acids)
Biological process (GO): regulation of DNA-templated transcription
Cellular component (GO): nucleus; cytoplasm
Molecular function (GO): transcription factor binding; amyloid-beta binding
Source: RefSeq, a predicted model, not a curated record